Messenger RNA from Metarhizium album ARSEF 1941, 1395 nucleotides. RefSeq names its product oxalate decarboxylase oxdC. Bases 1 to 1395 code for a protein of 464 amino acids. Lineage: Eukaryota; Fungi; Ascomycota; Sordariomycetes; Hypocreales; Clavicipitaceae. The transcript is spliced from 3 exons. Gene Ontology annotation, biological process: oxalate metabolic process. The record is from RefSeq and is a predicted model, not a curated record.
AUGAAGCUCUCCACGGCGCAUCUACUGCUCGCAGGAGCCGUCGAGCUCUGCCGCGCCCUCCCUCACCUCGACAGCCCCCAGCAGCGUCUCGCCAAGGGCCUCUCCCUGACGGGCAGAUACAGCAGAGAAAACCCAUACACGCCCGACCACAGCGAUCCGCACGAUCAUGCCGUCGACGCCGUCGGCAGGCGCCUGGACCCUCGACCGUGGCGCAACGGCGACGGCGCUACCGUCCUCGGGCCCUACAACCGCCAGAGGUCGCGCCAGAGCCCUGACAUGAUCCGGCCGCCGAGUACAGACCACGGGAACAUCCCCAACAUGCGGUGGAGUUAUACCGACUCCCACGUGAGAAUCGAGGAGGGCGGGUGGACAAGACAGACGACGGUCCGCGAGCUUCCCAGCAGCAUCGAGCUCGCCGGCGUCAACAUGCGCCUCGACACGGGCGUCAUCCGCGAGCUUCACUGGCACAAGGAGGCCGAGUGGGCGUACGUGCUCGAGGGCGAGGUUCGCGUCACGGCCCUGGACUACGACGGCGGCAACUUUGUCGACGACCUCAAGAAGGGCGACCUGUGGUACUUUCCGAGCGGCGUGCCCCAUUCCCUGCAGGGCCUGGGCGACAACGGCACCGAGUUCCUGCUCAUCUUUGACGACGGCCGCUUCUCCGAGGAGUCGACCUUUAUCCUGACCGACUGGCUAGCCCACACGCCCAAAUCCGUCCUGGCCAAAAACUUCAAGCUCGACCCCCAGGUCUUCGCACACCUCCCCGCGAGCGAGAGGUACAUCUUCCACGGCUCGCAGCCGGGCACCAUCGACGAGGAGCGCCCGUCGGGCAAGCACGUCAAGAGGUCCAAGUACCAGUUCACGCACCGGCUGCUGGAGCAGGAGCCCAAGCAGACGUCGGGCGGCCUCGUGCGCGUCGUCGACUCGGCCAACUUCCCCGUCUCGCAGACGGUGGCGGCGGCGCACGUCAUCAUCGAGCCGGGCGCGCUGCGCGAGAUGCACUGGCAUCCCACGGCCGACGAGUGGUCCUUCUACAUCCGCGGCCGCGCGCGCGUCACCGUCUUUGCCGCCGAGGGCAACGCCCGCACCUUUGACUACGUCCCCGGCGACGUGGGCAUCGUCCCCAAGAACAUGGGCCACUUUGUCGAGAACAUUGGCGACGAGCCCGUCGAGAUGCUCGAGGUCUUCCGCGCCGACAAGUUCAGGGACUUUUCGCUGUUCCAGUGGAUGGGCGAGACGCCCCGGCGCAUGGUGGUCGACCACUUGUUUGCCGGCGACGAGGAGAACGGCAAGCGCUUCUGGGACGCGGUCGAGGACGCCGGCAAGGACGAGGUCAGGCAGGCCGCGGGGGCCGACGGCGGCCGUGUCGACGACGGCGCUCAAGACGAGCUGUAG